Molecule: messenger RNA, 1306 nt
Organism: Daphnia carinata
Lineage: Eukaryota; Metazoa; Arthropoda; Branchiopoda; Diplostraca; Daphniidae
Product: elongation of very long chain fatty acids protein AAEL008004-like
Exons: 3
Coding region: 57-902 (281 amino acids)
Biological process (GO): fatty acid elongation, polyunsaturated fatty acid; sphingolipid biosynthetic process; very long-chain fatty acid biosynthetic process
Cellular component (GO): endoplasmic reticulum membrane
Molecular function (GO): fatty acid elongase activity
Source: RefSeq, a predicted model, not a curated record
CGGUGGAGUUCCAAGUCUAGUCGACUCGGUCUAGUCGAAGUCAAGAUCGUGUCAGGAUGGGUUCCAUUGUCCAAUACUUUAUUAAACAAAGCAGCAAAAUUUGGCAACUGAGAGAUUUAAGAACGGAUGGAUGGCUCCUCGCGGAUUCGCCAAUGACUCCAGUGCUUCUCUGUUUUGCCUACCUUUUCAUGGUCAGAGUCUGGGGUCCCAAGUUCAUGGAGAGUCGGAAAUCUUUUCAAUUGCAAGGUGUAAUGAUUGCCUACAACGCAUUUCAAAUUGUGCUCAACGGUUGGUUGUUCUGCGAAAUUUGUCGAUUGACGUGGUUCAACGGCUAUAGCAUCAUCUGCCAACCGAUGGAUUACUCCCAAAACGAAGAUGCCCUUCGACUGAUGUUUAUGGGCUAUUGCCUUUACAUUUCAAAGUUGAUUGAUUUCCUUGACACGCUAUUCUUUAUCUUGCGUAAAAAGGAAAAUCAAAUCACUUUUCUUCACGUUUUUCACCACACUGCUACACCGCUUUCCGUAUGGCUUGGCUUCCGUUUUAUUCCUGGUGGACAUAGCAGCUUUUACCCGACGUGCAACACCCUGGUGCACACUGUAAUGUACCUCUAUUAUAUGAUGGCAGCGAUGGGACCGAGCGUCCAAAAAUAUCUGUGGUGGAAGAAAUACCUCACCGUUUUGCAAAUGGUUCAAUUCGUGAUGCUCGGCUUGCAUAGCAUACAAUUGCUUUUCAUUGACUGUGACUAUCCUAAAGCGUAUUCGUGGGGUACGGCCACGCAAGCCGUAAUGUACUUCAUUCUUUUCAAAAAUUAUCAUAAGGGAGCAUACGGCAGCCGCCCAACUCAAAUGUCUGCGCUUGCAAAGUCUGCUCCACCGAGUGUUAUGGAGAAAAAGCAUUUGUAAUAUGUGUGACAAGAUACAUUAUAGUUACGGUUGCCUUGGAAGAGGGGAAAAACAACGCAAAAACGCUCACUAUGUCGGGUCACUGCUCCACGUAACCCUAAAAAACUAACAUUCACUGUAUCGGGUCACUGUUCCAGGUAACUCUUAAAGGUUAGAAGAAGAUGGUGAUAGAACCGAUGAUAACCGGUACAAUACGGCAAUAAGCAGCAAUUGUAACUAUUUUAAUAUCACCAGCCAGAAGCCCAACACACUUUGCGGUCGAUGGGGAUGUUAUUCUAAUCGCAUGACUCAUGAUCCUGUAGGAAUCGUGAAUGUUUAUUACCUUUCCCGAGUUAACCCAAUUUUUGGCAACCUCAGGCUUCGUAGUGGAGAUGCAAAUGAAUAACAAUGAUCUGUCAAGUUCA